AUGACGAACGCCUUCGUUUCUGCUGCCAUUCUCCUCGGAUGCUCGAUGGUUCUGGCGGCGCCGAUCCACGGAGGACUCGAUGACGAGAUUUUGGGCCUGGCCUGGGAAGCCGCGGCCACCAGUGUCAACGUGGGAAACGAGGGAAAGUUCUGGGUGCCGAUUGAGGUGCUCAAAUCGGAAAAGUCCGGAUCUGUGACCACUUUCGACGUCGUCUUCCAAGAGUCGUGGUGCUCGCCGGCCGAAGGAAACGAUUUGGAGGACGUUUGCGAGUCGAUGUGCCCCGUUUAUUACGGAGGAGCCAAGGCCGUGAGUUUUCCAGGCCACCGCCACCAAUAAUUCCCUUCUUCCAGACGUACCGAAUCACCGCCACCGAGAUCAACGGAGGAACCGACUUCGACUCGACCAGAAUCGAUUAG
Messenger RNA from Caenorhabditis sp. 36 PRJEB53466, 416 nucleotides. Lineage: Eukaryota; Metazoa; Nematoda; Chromadorea; Rhabditida; Rhabditidae. The record is from the annotation of a GenBank genome assembly.